AGUGACGAGGAAUCCAAGCUCAAGGACGAGUGGAACUUUGAUCGACGAUCAUUUGUCUAAUCGGAUUGGUGAAGGUUCAAUGGCGAUUCCUUCUGAGCAAGCCACUAGCAUCUGCACUCACUGUGACAGAGCUAUUCCGUCUCCAAAUAUUGAUUUACAUUAUGCACAUUGCUUCCGGAACCUGCAAAAAUGCAAAGUUUGUGGAGAUAUGGUUCCGAAAAAGCAUGCUGAGGAGCAUUACUUAAAUACCCAUGCUCCGGUUGCUUGCUCACUAUGCAGUGAGACGGUAGAUCGUGAAAUUUUAGCAGUCCAUAGAGGUGAAAACUGCCCUCAAAGGAUUGUCACUUGUGAAUACUGCGAGUUUCCAUUGCCUGCAGUGGAUCUCUUGAAGCAUCAGGAAGUAUGUGGGAAUCGAACCGAGUUAUGUCAUCACUGUAGCAGAUAUAUUAGACUGCGUGAACGACAUGACCAUGAAAGCAGGUGUCCUGGUAGUCCAGAUAUCCCUGCAGGGCAUUCCAGGGACACAUCUCCUGGUGCACCUGAAAGAGAGCAAGGUGCUCACAGAAGGCAACCACAUGAUAUAUCACGGAGACGUCUAUUGUUUACAAUUGCAAUAACAGGGAUUGCGGUUCUACUUGGUUCAUUUUUCUUCCAGAGAAAAGCUGAAAACCAUCAACUUCAGUAAUGCGUUGGAAGGGUAUGAAUUCUUUUUAAGUGACGUAUUCUGUUUAUAGAGUCUGUAAUGGUUCUAGAACCGUUGUUCAACUGUAUGGAACCUCUCGAGAUUAUGUAAUAUUGUAUCGUGUCAACACAUAUAAGUUUAUAUGGAUUCACACAUGAAAUGAGCUCCACUUAAUCUGCA
Telopea speciosissima is the source of this 862-nucleotide messenger RNA. Its product is annotated as XIAP-associated factor 1. Bases 80 to 685 code for a protein of 201 amino acids. NCBI's taxonomy places the organism in Eukaryota, Viridiplantae, Streptophyta, Magnoliopsida, Proteales, Proteaceae. The record is from RefSeq and is a predicted model, not a curated record. The transcript has 6 exons.